AAGCAUUCGCUCAUCACAAUAGAUCAAACUACUCCAAAAUAAACAGAUAAAAUAUAUGCAACACAACAAAAUUAUCUGUCACACUCUAAACUCAACCAAAUCAAACCAAUUAAUUUUUCAUGGCGAUCGACAUCAAGAGUGUGGAGAAGAUUAUAGGCUACGAAUUCAAGAACACGAAGUAUUUAGAGGAGGCUCUCACUCACCCCUCCAUGGGUACUACUGGUUCUCCUUCUUACCAACGGCUCGAGUUUUUGGGCGAUGCCGUCAUCGGCCUCGCCGUUAGCAAACAUUUCUUUUUGGCUAAAUCUCAUCUCAGUCCCGGCCAGCUAACGUCCCUACGUUCUGCUAAUGUAAGCAACCAUAAACUGGCUCGUGUCGCAGCCCGACUGGGUCUCUACCACCAUGUUCAAGGCACUAAUAUCCGCAACUCUCUUAAGCAGGCGGAUAAGUUUGAAAAAGAAGUGCGUGAAGAAGAAGAGGAAUGGUUGGUAUAUGGGGGAGCAAAAGGUCCUAAAUUUCUUGCUGACAUUGUGGAGUCUAUUGCCGCUGCUAUUUAUGUUGACCUCGAUUUUAAUAUGCAAAAGCUAUGUCCGAUCUUGGAAAAAAGUCUUUUGAAGCCUAUGCUUACCCUCAAAGACUUGGGAAAACAUCCACAACCAAUAAUUGAGCUAUACGAGCUGUGCCAGAAACAAGGCAAGCAAAUAGAGAUUGAGUGUGAAAGUGAAAGAGAUGGAUACAAAAACCACUGCAUUGCUAGUGUUUACAUUGAUGAAAAGUUGUUUGUCUCCGAGUCUUCUGAGCUAAAAAAGAAUGCAAGGUUUAAUGCAGCUAGCGCAGCUUUGUCUAAGCUACGUCCGAAGUGGGAGACGCCUGCUAAUGAUGGUGAUGGAGAUUAUGAGACUGAAGGAGAAGAUGAAGAAGAGCUCCAUGAUCAUGGACUUCAUGAUCAGAAGAAAAAAUGGACCAAAACAAUUUACGGGUUGAUUUUAUUGGCAAUAUUAUUUGCAUUUAUAGGAAACGUGGUGAAGGAUUAGACUAGCUUAAUUAAGCUGUUGAAAUUGCAACAAUAAUUGUCAUCGAUGAGGUUGAAGGUGAUUUAUUCGGAUCACACCAUACAUGAAUCGAGUUCCGGCUUGAUUAAGAUAUGUUAUAGUGCAAUAUGGAGUACUAACUUCAUUUCAUUUCGUCUUUCUGUUAUCUCUCAUGAACAAAAUUAUGGAGACUAAUUAGUAUUGAUUUACUUUUCAAGAUUUAAUAUGUCAAUGAUCUCAAGAUGGUUUAGAUAUAUAAUUGUAUAAAUGUUGUUUACAAUUAUUCAUCUUUUGUGAUGUGAUACUCAUGAUACUCUUAAAAUAAAUGUUAAUUCUGUUAUGUUUAGAC
Molecule: messenger RNA, 1380 nt
Organism: Ziziphus jujuba (common jujube)
Lineage: Eukaryota; Viridiplantae; Streptophyta; Magnoliopsida; Rosales; Rhamnaceae
Product: ribonuclease 3-like protein 2
Exons: 4
Coding region: 120-1034 (304 amino acids)
Biological process (GO): siRNA processing
Cellular component (GO): nucleus; cytoplasm
Molecular function (GO): ribonuclease III activity; RNA binding
Source: RefSeq, a predicted model, not a curated record